AUGGGCAGCCGGCCCCGCAGCCCCAGCGCCCACCCCGAGCCCUGCUGGGGACCGCCGCGCGGAGGACCCGGCCCGGCCAAGCGCCGCCGCACCCCGGAGCCCGAGGGCCCGCAAGGCAUGGAGGGGCCCCCGGCCGCCGGCGCGCUCGCCUCCGUGGUGGUCCUGGCCGCCGGCUCUGCCCUGCAGCUGCUCCUGGACGACGUCGACCUGGUGCUCGAGCCCGAGCCCACGUCGGUCCUGCAGGUGUCCCUCGGGGGCCUCACCCUGCUGCUGGUCCCCGAGGCCCUCCUGCGCGCGGGGGGCCAGGGCCACCCGCCUGCCGGCCCGGAGCAGGGCGCCGUCCCGAGCGCGCCCGGGCACCAAGCCGCCGGCCCGCACGAGGCCCUCUGCGCGUCUGUCCCGGACGUGGCCGCCCAGGAGGAGGCCUGUGCGGAGGACGCCGACCCCGAGCUCCCGCCGCCGCGGGCGGGCCCCACGGCCGGCUGGGCGCCUGAGCUGCGGGCCUGCGCUGGGGGGGUGGCCGGGCCGCGCCCGCGCCCGCGGGCCCCCGGCCCUGGUCCAAAGAGGCUCUCUCCUCUCCGCUACUUCGACCUGGACCCCCACCUCCUGGAGCCCUUCCCCGGCUCGCCACUCCAGCCUCUGCCGCCCUCUCCGAGUCCGGGUCCCCACGUGCGCCCCCAGCGCCCUCCAGGACCCUCCCCCAAGGCCCGGAGACGCCUGUUCCAGGAAUGAACGGCUCCCGCAGCCUCUUGCCACCCAGCGAGCACCUUCCAGCAUACGCACAAUUCUGGCAAACCCGCAGGAGGCCCAAUGGGAUUCCCAGCAUCCUUUACACCGAAUUUUCUACAGCCUGGAAACUGCACCUCAUGUGCAAGCAAUUCCUUUCUCCCUGCAGACUGGCUAUAGUAGCAAAUGAAGAUGUCAGAAAGAUAAAACAGAUUCUAGAUCUCAUCUGUGAAUUCGAAAAUCUGCCCAGAGAUGCCAAUGUGUUUUCAGAAGUCUGGGCUUCUUUACAAGAAAGGCCCUUCCGUUCCCCUCGUUUGACAUCAGUCAUCUUCUCUUUCUCCAGCACUAUACACCGUUGCUCUCCUGGUUCUCUCCAAGAAAUCACUGGAUUUCUCAUGAUAUGAGUUUCUUGUAUAUUUUCCCAUGAAUUAAUAAGGACUCUAAGGUGUUUCUCUUUCUUGGUGUUUCCAGCUGCUCUUCUGGGAAACCGCAAAAUAGUCUGAUGGUUACCGUAGGUAAUAGUAAAAUGUUUGUUCAUAGCUACAUUUUACAUGCCUGAAAUUCUCUUCCAAUCCGUUUCCUUUUCACUAUGAGUACUUUGGAUUUUAUCAGAUAUUUUCAGCAUGCAUUGAAAUAGGUAUUUCUUUUUUAAAUCUGUUCAUCGGUGGUUACUAAAUGUAAUGUAAAAUGUUUGCGUUCCCGCUAUUCCACAUUGUUUUAGACAUUUCAAAUUCCACCCUGAGGUGUUUUUUUUUUCUUAUGUAAAUAAAACCUGUAAUUUUUUUGAAUUUAAUUUAUUACCAUAUUUGCUUCACAUUUUUGUAAAAGAAAUAAACUACUACUGGUAAAGCUGAAGUCAACAAAAUGAUUUCAUUUUUGAA
Molecule: messenger RNA, 1607 nt
Organism: Canis lupus familiaris (dog)
Lineage: Eukaryota; Metazoa; Chordata; Mammalia; Carnivora; Canidae
Product: proline-rich protein 23A-like
Exons: 1
Coding region: 1-732 (243 amino acids)
Source: RefSeq, a predicted model, not a curated record